This is a messenger RNA of Triticum turgidum subsp. durum (durum wheat), 294 nucleotides long. NCBI's taxonomy places the organism in Eukaryota, Viridiplantae, Streptophyta, Magnoliopsida, Poales, Poaceae. The record is from the annotation of a GenBank genome assembly.
AUGUUCUUCUCCACAAAGACAUGCAUUGCUACGAUCAUGGUGCUGGCGCUGGUGCUGGCGCAUCAAGGCACCGUUGACUCCAGCCGCCUCUUUCCCAACUCCCAUGGUUGUCCAGAUGGCUAUCAUUUGACAUGCUACGUUCUUCGUAGUUCAGGAGUCUGUAGGUGUAUGCGAGAUCAUCGACUUGUGGAUCACGAAUCCACGGUGGCGAGGAACAGCCUCGUGUCGCCCCAGAUAGCGUGCCCAGAAGGCCAAGUGUGGAUUGGCAAGUUUGGGCACUGCUCCGUCAAGUGA